CGACUCAUGCAUGUGAAUGUAAAGGGAAAGUGGUCGCGGAACGGUACUAGCUCUGCAGUUCGAGAUGCUCUGCAGGAACGGCCGUGGGAGACGCAGAUGCAUACAAUACAGUCUUGGACCGCUGUGUAUGAGAUGCAGUGUGCGUGGACUGUGGUGGACCGUGAAGUGACGUUUGAGUGAGUGAGUGAUGGAGAGAGAGAGAGUAAGUAAGUAGUGCUGAGUGAGGUCUGAACAGUGAGUGAGUCUGCAAUUGGAGAUCCCUCCGCGCAUGGGAAAUGCUCUCGGAAUAUUUGGGAGUUUAAGGUCGAUCAGGGCGUCCGCUAGUGCACAGAGAUCGCCAGGUGAGGCGGUGGAAUGCGAUAUCUGGGCAGCAAGGGUGCAGAAGAUGAUGAUGCAUCGAACAAAAGAAGGCUUCACUGAUGCAAAAAGCACACCUCCUCCCGCAUGGAUGGCGCCAAUAUUGGCCAGGGGAAUGCAAUAUUGUACCUGGAUUUGGGUUCGUGCGGAUCUUUUCCAGACAGACAGAGAAGCAGAGGUGUCAGUCCCAGCUGAGCUUGUUCCGGUCGACCCAGACCCAGGUCCAGAAGAGUUAGAUGCCGAGAAGAGCAGCUGGGGAGGCAGCAAUCGCUUUCUUAUUCUCUUUUCUUUUCUUUUUUUUUUCCCUUCAACCUUCUUCCUUUCUCUCUUUCUCGGAUCUCCGUUGCGAAUCGACAAAGAAGAGCAAAGACACGUACGAAGGUUGUAUCUUUCAAGCACUUACUUAACUUACGGUACUCGGUCACGCAUCAUUGCCCUCUGGUUAGAUCCUAUGGCACCAACCCUUACCACCACAUCGCCCGCCAUGAUCGCCAUGAGGACCGGGGCAGCAGUUGCGGAAGUGUCCCCGGGACGAUGUGGCACCGACGAGAAGAAGAAAGUCCCAGGUUGAGUAUACCUAAAGCAAGCACCGUGUACGAGCCACUGUUAUAGCACCGGACAGAACCGGAUGGAUAGACCGGACAGCUCACUUACUACUGUACAGCGUAAAUACCAGCAGCCAGCGACUGGCAUCAAUGCAGCAGUACUCGGCCUGGUCAGGUCUGGUCUGGUCAGG
This is a messenger RNA of Mollisia scopiformis, 1093 nucleotides long. RefSeq lists its product as uncharacterized. The record is from RefSeq and is a predicted model, not a curated record. Lineage: Eukaryota; Fungi; Ascomycota; Leotiomycetes; Helotiales; Mollisiaceae. The transcript has 2 exons. Bases 269 to 928 code for a protein of 219 amino acids.